Messenger RNA from Lachancea thermotolerans CBS 6340, 753 nucleotides. It is a transcript of the gene GIR2, whose product is annotated as Gir2p. Gene Ontology annotation, molecular function: protein binding. The transcript has a single exon. The coding region runs from base 1 to 753 and encodes 250 amino acids. The record is from RefSeq and is a predicted model, not a curated record. Lineage: Eukaryota; Fungi; Ascomycota; Saccharomycetes; Saccharomycetales; Saccharomycetaceae. Gene Ontology annotation, biological process: cytoplasmic translation.
AUGGACUACAAAGACGAACAGAGUCAGGAACUUGAAGUUCUGGAAUCUAUAUAUCCAGAUGAGUUUGCCGUUCAGUCCGACGAGUAUCCCAAGGUUCAGUUCAGCGUGAGUCUCCCACUGGACUUGGUACCGCUGGAGUCCUCCUCUUUCACUCAGGACUCUAUCAACAUGGAACACCAUCUGGUGCUCAACUUCAAACUUCCUGAAACAUAUCCCGAGACAGUACCAGAGAUUACAAUAGAGUGUGAGCAGGAGCGCAAAGCUAAUGUGCACGAUGACUCUGAAGACAGCGAAGAAGACGAAGAGGUCGAAUACGACGAGCACGGCAAUCCGGUCGAGUCGAAACUCGCCAACCUGCCAGAUCAGGUUCAAUUCGACGAGUACGUUAAAGUGCUUGAAUCCCAGGUUGAAUCACAGGCCAGUGAGGAUAUGCUAAUUGGCAUGCAAAUGUGCUUUGCCCUGGUAUCCUGGAUUAAAGAAUCUUGUGAGCACCACUUCCAAGAGCGGCUUGCGGAACUUGAGCGUGAGCACGAGCGCAAACUCCUGGACCGUGAGGCUGAAGAGCAGAAGAAGUUUCGCGGGACCAAGGUCACUAGCGAAUCAUAUUUGGAGUGGAGGGCAAAAUUCCGCGAGGAAACUGGACUUAACGAGCGUGACGCUGCAAGAAAGGUCGAGGCCCAUAGCGGCAGGUUGACUGGAAGACAAAUCUUCGAGCAAGGUCUAGAUGGUAGCGAGGAUGUAGAGGAAGAAUAA